CAGAAACAUCUACAGACAUCACUGAUCAAAAGUUAUCAAAAGAAUUUUGAUACGUCAAUCUGUUUAUUUCAUAAAUAUUUACUUUUGUGUCUUUAUGUACAAUUUUACAUAAAUACCCGUUAAUCAAAAUUGGCUUAAGCUAUUGUAUUUUAUUCUUCCACUAGGGGGCGCAAGAAGUUUAUUCCUAGUAAUUUGCUGCAUGGAUUAGUACAAAAUUCGGUUUUUAGGAUCUAGGGACACUAUUCAGUUGAUGCAUAAAAUUUGGUAAUGAUUGCUCAAAGUGGGUGUGACUUAUUACAAGAAAUGUAAAUUUCUAGACAUUUCUCAUUCCAAACUUCAAUAAAUCUAACUAAAUCACCCAUACAGCUGAAAUGUUUUCAGCACAUCCACUGAUACGUAACAAACGUUUACCUCACUGCAACCUACGGUCAAUUCAGAAGUCAGUCACUAUAUUUCUCAGAAUAUGCUAAUUUAAUUAACAAGUUUUUGUUCAAAUGCUACCAAAAUCAACACAGGCAUUCUCUAGAUGACCAAUAUCGAGUCUUUCAAAGGGUUUUUAGAUCGGUCAAAUAGUGAGUUGUACAGUGUGCACAACAUCUUUUUUGCUCAGUGUUGGAUCAAAUGCCACUAAAAUAAUUGACAAUACACCCUAAACCAGAAGGAUUAUGUAUGAUUUUUUUCAGAAUUUUCUCACCAGCAUUUUGACUGUUGUAAGCGUAUUUAGUUUAAACUGACAAAACUAUCUGGGCUGCGAUGGACUGGCGACCUGUCCAGGGGUGUACCCCGCCUUGCGCCCGAUGUCAGCUGGGAUAGGCUCCAGCCCCCCGCGACCCUGUACGCAGGAUAAGCGGCUGACGAUGGAUGGAUGGAAAACUAUCUGGGUGUGGCACGUGUGAUGUCACUACCUCAACUUGUGAAAAGUGUUGGUUUACAUUUUGCAAAGCUCUACUGCAGGCGGUCAUAGUAAGGAUGUCUUUGAAUGAAGAAGGGUAUGUGGUUCGGAUCAGAGGACUACCUUGGUCCUGCACGCAGGAAGAGGUGGCUAGUUUCUUCUCCGACUGUGAUAUUGUUGGCAAAGUAAGUGGAGUAUGUUUCACCUACUCUAAAGAAGGCCGUCCCAGUGGAGAGGCAUUUAUUGAGCUGAAAACAGCCGAGGAUUUCAAGAAUGCCCUCGCCAAGGACCGUAAAUACAUGGGACACCGAUACAUAGAGGUGUUCAAGUCAAACCGUAGUGAGAUGGACUGGGUGCUGAAACGUAGCGGUCCUGCUGAUUAUGACAACUGCAGUGGCUGCAUGCUGAGACUUAGAGGCCUUCCCUUUGGCUGCAGCAAGGAGGAGAUUGUUCAGUUCUUCUCAGGGUUGAGAAUCGUGCCAAAUGGGAUAACACUGCCAGUGGACUACCAGGGGAGGAGCACAGGGGAAGCCUUCGUGCAGUUUGCCUCAAAGGAGAUAGCAGAAAAGGCUCUGGGGAAACACAAGGAAAGAAUAGGGCACAGGUAUAUAGAGAUUUUUAAGAGCAGUCGUAAUGAGAUCAAAGCCUACUAUGAGCUUCCCCGGCGGGGGAUGGGAGGCCAGAGACCAGGGCCCUACGAUAGACCCGUGAUGGGGGGCCCCAGAGGAGGGUUUUUUGGGCCUGGCCCUGGCCGCGGUGGGGCUCUGAUGGACACCAUGAGGAGUGGAGGGGGCUACGGAGGAGGUUACAGUGGCUUUGACAGCUACAACGGUUUCAACAACUACUGUUUCGGCAACGGCAUGUUUGAUGAGCGAGUGAGAGGAGAGAGGGGAGGAAGAGGCAUGGGAGGCCACGGUUACAGUGGUCAAAGUGACAGUUGUUCAAGCUUCCACAGCGGCCAUUUUGUCCAUAUGAGGGGUUUACCUUUCCGUGCCACAGAGGGAGACAUCGCUAAAUUCUUCUCUCCUUUGAAUCCACUGAGGGUCCACAUUGAUGUGGCUCCAAACGGCAAGUCGACUGGAGAAGCAGAUGUGGAGUUUCGCUCCCAUGAAGACGCUGUGGCAGCCAUGUCCAAAGACAAGAACCACAUGCAGCAUCGCUAUAUUGAGCUGUUUCUUAACUCAACAGCCAGUGGGGCAACCGACAUGAGUCGUGGUGGAGGUGGAGGCGGUUACUACAGUAACUCAGGAGGGGGCGGAGGGUCACGGAGUAGUGGGCUGCGAGGUGCAUACUGAUGAUGUCAUCCCACCUCUUCUAAUCCAUCCUGAUGUUUCUGUCUCGCAUCUCUAUGGGCCACAUUUACUCGAUUAGCAUUUCUAAGCAGGAAAGCUGAUGUGAAGUCGCUCAUUUGUUCUUUUUAUUGUGUGGUUGUACUGAAACGUCACUUCACGUACUAGAACAGAACAGAUAUGACCUUAACAAGCACUAUUGUCAGUACACCAUUCCUAAAAGCUUGCAAAGAACAAAACAAUGUGUCAGUACUAAAAUGUUGGCGCUGUUGUAGGUGCUAAACGUGGCUGACUGGUCAUAUUGGAGAUUUCUUGUUUAUCUUAUAUGUUUAAGAACAGUUGGGAUGUUGUAAUCUCGUUUUUCAUGGUUCACAUUGAAAAUAGUGAUCUAAUUAAGAGAAAACACAUUUAUUCUUUUUCCCCCAGAGUUUUGAAUGGCACUUAAAGGUCAGUAACUGAAUGUCUUAACAGUUUAUAGUGACUUCAUUUGGAAACACUUUAAUUCACUUUGUUUCACAGCUCACUGUUUGUAGGAGAUCUAAGUCGGUACAGAUGCAGCAGGGAUACAGAGCUUCAUGGGACACAGAUUAACAGCUGUGAGAGUAGUUUGAUACAUGAGCAAAGAAUGAUUUUGUUUGGCACUGUCAGGACUGAGCAUGGUCACUUUGAAUCUCAUCACGUGAUAUUAAGUCUGCUUUGACUUGUUGAUGUGGGUGAUGCUCUUUAGGAGGUAGAGCAGUGAGAAGCAACGUCAAAACAUUACUUUGUAAAAAGUUCAGAUUUAAAAAAAAAAAAAAAAAACAGUUUUAAAGUUCUUUGUUUAUUCUGGUUUUAAUUUAUUUUCGGCAGAACACUUUUCCAGUAAAACACUGAUUCAAAGUGGAUUUGAGAUUAGCUUUCCUGCUUUGAAAUGUUUUAUAAAUGUGAGCCAGUGUGUUUUUUAUGAAUGUUUUCACAAUUCAUUACAGAAUUUAAAACUAAGUUGAAUAUUAUAUUCCACUCCGAGUGGAAGUAAAAGAAAGUCUCUAUAUUUGAGCUGUAAAAUAGCUUAUGCAGCUGUUGUACAUUUUGCCGAAUAAAUUUUAUAUUUAAUUCUC
Micropterus salmoides (largemouth bass) is the source of this 3278-nucleotide messenger RNA. It is a transcript of the gene hnrnph3, whose product is annotated as heterogeneous nuclear ribonucleoprotein H3 (2H9). NCBI's taxonomy places the organism in Eukaryota, Metazoa, Chordata, Actinopteri, Centrarchiformes, Centrarchidae. Gene Ontology annotation, molecular function: RNA binding. The record is from RefSeq and is a predicted model, not a curated record. Bases 862 to 2187 code for a protein of 441 amino acids. The transcript is spliced from 12 exons. Gene Ontology annotation, biological process: regulation of RNA splicing. Gene Ontology annotation, cellular component: nucleoplasm; ribonucleoprotein complex.